GAGGGCCGGCGAGGGAGGAGCGAGCAGGGUGGGGGCUGCAGCAGGAGCCGCGGCACGGCCGAGUCCUGCCGGGGCCUGAACUUUGCGCCGCCGCGAUGCGCUAAGACGCGCGCCCCGUCCGUGCGCCCUGCCCUGGCCGAGCGCGUCGGCCCCACCGGGGACGCAGAUCGAGCCCCCACAGCGCCGGCCCGCUCCGCUCGGGGGCGGCCAGCAGCAGGAGGCCUCCCGCUCCGCUCCGGGGGGCGCGCGCCAUGGGGCCAGCGGGCGCCCGCGGGAGAGAGCCCCCCUAGAGGAACUGAGCGCCCCGCAACUUGGACAACUUCUUUGCACCCCCUGCCUCCUGCGGCGACUCUGCGGAAUUCCUCCCCGGUGACAACUUGGAGAGACCUUUGCGUUGCGUGGAGUUUUUCUUUGGAGGGGGGAGGAGAUCUGCAAAAAAACUUGGGGGGGGGGUCGGUUUAAUUUCCUCGGAUUUCUCCCGCGCUUCACUGGAGGCGGCCGGGCUGCUUUCGACCCCCCCUUUUAAUAAUUAACCUUCCCGACUUGACCUCAAUUUUGCUUGUCGCCCCCCCCCCUUCAACCGCCGUCCCCUAAGCGGCCCCCUCCGCAGAUUGAUCAAACAUUAACCUUCCCCUCGGUUGCCUCUUCCGCUGUCUUUUCUCCUGACCUCUUUCUGGUCGGGUUUCCUUGGCGUGGGGGGAUUUUUUUGCACGACCCCCCAGACCCUUUUUUUCGUUUUAAGGGGAGCUGCCUGAAACCUAUAACCCCCCCCCCCCCCCCCCCCCGCCCCGGUUGCGCCCGAGGCGCUAUGGCCAUGGUGACCGGGGGCUGGGGAGACCCGAACGGAGACGCCAACGGGGUGGAGAAAGGCUACCCCCGCAAUUCGGAGGACGACUCGGCGUCCCCCCAAGGUGGCACCAGCGACCAGGAGCCCGGCGACGAGGACAAGGCCGGCCUCCAGGUGGACUGCGUGGUCUGCGGCGACAAGUCCAGCGGGAAGCACUACGGCGUCUUCACCUGCGAAGGCUGCAAGAGCUUCUUCAAGCGAAGCAUCCGCAGGAACCUCAGCUACACUUGCAGGUCGAACCGAGACUGCCAGAUCGACCAGCACCAUCGCAACCAAUGCCAAUACUGCCGCCUGAAGAAGUGUUUUCGUGUCGGCAUGAGGAAAGAAGGUAAUACGCCUUUCCCUUCCACCUUGGGCAUUCAUUCGGCAGCUGUUCGUUUCCACACAAACUGCUUUGGAGCUGUCCAAAGAGGUCGGAUCCCUCCCACUCACUCCAGUGCCAGCCCAAACGCCAUGCCCAGCGGGGAAUACUACAAUGGGCAACCCGUUUCGGAACUGAUCUCCCAGUUGCUGAGGGCUGAGCCGUACCCCACUGCCCGUUUCAGCUCACAAUAUGCCCAGCAAGGCAGCGUGAUGGGCAUUGAUAACAUUUGCGAGCUAGCCGCUCGGCUGCUUUUCAGCACGGUGGAGUGGGCCCGGAACAUACCUUUCUUCCCCGACCUGCCAGUCUCGGACCAGGUGGCCUUGCUGCGUCUAAGCUGGAGCGAGCUUUUCGUCCUGAACGCGGCUCAGUCGGCGCUGCCCCUUCACAUGGCCCCUCUGUUGGCUGCGGCUGGCUUUCACUCCUCCCCGAUGUCGGCAGAUCGAGUUGUGUCCUUCAUGGACCAGAUACGCAUCUUUCAGGACCAAGUGGAGAAACUCAAUCGGUUGCAGGUGGACUCAGCCGAAUACAGCUGUCUCAAAGCCAUAGCACUCUUCACGCCAGACGCCUGCGGCCUCUCGGACCCAGCCCACGUGGAGAGCCUGCAGGAGAAAGCCCAGGUGGCCCUCACGGAGUACGUGCGCUCACAGUACCCCUCGCAGCCCCAGCGCUUCGGCAGACUCUUGUUGCGCCUCCCGGCUCUCCGGGCCGUCCCAGCCUCCCUCAUCUCUCAGCUCUUCUUUAUGAGACUGGUCGGCAAGACGCCUAUCGAAACACUAAUCAGAGACAUGCUCCUCUCUGGGAGCACCUUCAACUGGCCUUACGGGACAGGGCAGUGAGGACAAGCCGGAGCGCGCGCACGUCCCUCGACACCACCCCAAGUUUGCCGCUGCCGUGCCGACAGUCUGGAUGUUCGCCGCCACCUCUCCGUCAUGGAUUCAAGUCGUCAAGGUUUGUGCCGCUUGUAGGCACAAGACUUCCUGGGAUGUGGAUUUCCUCCUUGGGGGCAACAAGGGAAGUCCCGCCUCUCGUGUGUCGAGAGAGACCAAGGUGGGCUGGAUUUUGGUUUGGUGGUUUUCUUUUCUUCUGCAAAAAAAGGGAAAAAACCCCCGUAAUAUUCUAUUUUGUUUUUCUUCUGGGCUUUGAUUCCUUUCCAUAUGAUGUCGAAUACUCAAGGGUUUCUCUGCCUUGAUUUCUUUUCCUCUUCUCUAAGUGUUCAGCUUUGUCCUUUUUGCAUGUUUUAAAGAACUGAGAGCUGGCAGUCCCAGGUUGAAAUGCUACCAUAUUUCAAAUCUAAAAUAUCUGUAUUUUUCUUUGGCCCAUCUUCCUCCUUCCCUUUCCCAGAACAAGGUCUAUGGGGGCUAUCUUCGCCACCUUGAGCCAAACACCUAAUUCUAUCAAUUGUUUCUGGUAGAGUAAUUUUGUUUUGGGAGUAAGCCCAAAACUAGGAUGCAUUCUCUUAGACUCUCGGAGUCUGGGUCGGGUUGGAUUUUGUUUCGUGAGCCAGCAAUUGUCAUUCAUAGGUAGACUGCUUCCAAACCUGGAGAUUCUUCUGAGCUACUGUGUAUUUAAAGCUUGGUUGAAAGUUUGAAACUUUUUUUCCUCCACAAAGAAGAAGAGUUGGAUUUGUAUCCCCUCUUUCUCUCCUAUAAGGAGACUCAAAGGGGCUUAUAAACUCCUUUCCUUUCCCCCCUCACAACAAACACCCGGUG
Molecule: messenger RNA, 2920 nt
Organism: Sphaerodactylus townsendi
Lineage: Eukaryota; Metazoa; Chordata; Lepidosauria; Squamata; Sphaerodactylidae
Gene: NR2F6
Product: nuclear receptor subfamily 2 group F member 6
Exons: 4
Coding region: 809-2047 (412 amino acids)
Biological process (GO): negative regulation of transcription by RNA polymerase II; anatomical structure development; cell differentiation
Molecular function (GO): RNA polymerase II cis-regulatory region sequence-specific DNA binding; zinc ion binding; nuclear receptor activity
Source: RefSeq, a predicted model, not a curated record